CCAGAUAAUUAAUUUUUAAAACAAAAAAAAAUAAUAUCAAACUAUUGAUACCAAAAUAUAUUUUGAGUUAAGACUUAAAAUAUAUUUAACUUAACUUAACCUUAGACUCAAGCCUUCGAGAAUAAGAAGUACAAUGCAAAAUCAUAUUUUUAACAAAAAGAAAGCAAGCGUUACUUCCAGAAUUCAACCCACAAAAAAAACAAAAGGUACUUUUGAUGAAACUAUUUUCCUUAAAGAAGAACAAGCCUCCAUCGAUAUUCGUCCUAGAAAAGGAACAGAAAAUAUUUUAGCUCACUUCAAUAAAGAAGCGAAUGAUACUAUCACCAAAAUCAUGCCGAAACAGGCAAUACCUGAACGUUUAUAUAAUAAGUCAUUUUCCCGGACAUGGUUACAAACGAGUAUAGUUGAAUAUAUCUGGGAAAUUAAUUGUGUCAUGACUGUUUUUAAAAUCGAAAAAGAAUUAUUUUCUGCAAUGUUUCCGGAAACAUCUCUAUACAGGAUUAAAUUAACUAUCGAUAUCGAUACAUCUGAAGUGAUGAAAAGUACACUAAGAUUUUUUUUACUUACUGGAACAAACUUUCAGGGUGUAUGCGAUGUUGGCAUUGUUUCUUCAUCAGAUUUUCGAAAGAUAAAAUGUAAAUCAACCUCUGGCUUAAUAUCAAAUAUGACAUUAUUAUAUGAAACUACCAUAGAAUCGUUGCAAAGCUAUAUCACUAACAAUAACCUUGUAAUGUAUUUCGAAAUCGAAUUUGCUCACCUAUUUGUUACUGAAAGUAUGUACGUAGAUAUGAUGCCAUCAAGUACAAUAUUAUACAAACAAUUCAACUCUGAACAAUCAAAUCUUAUCAAUUUGAAGGCUAAGGAUAAGGAACUAAUUACAUUUAAAAUCAAAGAAGAACAUUACAGUUUUCCCAAAAAAGCACUAUAUGCUAUUAAUAGUAAAUAUUUUAAGAACAUAUUCGAUAUGCUUGAAAAUAAAAAAGACUUAUCAUAUGAGAUAGAAAUAGGGGAGAUGCCAAUACCUUUUAAGCAAAUGUUAUCAUUUAUUUUAUUCGGUUUAUUACCGGAUCCACUUAAUUAUCACAUGCUGCGAGAUUUACUAAUAAUGGCUCAUAAAUAUGAUGUACAAACUCUUAAAAUAUUAUGUGAAAGCUAUUUGAUACAUAUGAUUAAUAUUGAAAAUUCCAUCGAUCUUAUACAGCUUGCGUUGACAUAUAAUGCAAAAUCUUUAGGAAAACAUACUUCUCUAUUUAUUAAGUUGUAUCUAAAAGAAGUUGUACGUAUUAAUGAAUUUCAACGUUUAUCACAAAAUGAUUUAGACAAAAUAUUUAAAUUAGUUUAUGAUAUAAAUUUACCUCUUGACAUCAAAUCAUUAUUAUGUUGA
Molecule: messenger RNA, 1384 nt
Organism: Camponotus floridanus (Florida carpenter ant)
Lineage: Eukaryota; Metazoa; Arthropoda; Insecta; Hymenoptera; Formicidae
Exons: 3
Coding region: 134-1384 (416 amino acids)
Biological process (GO): regulation of proteolysis; proteasome-mediated ubiquitin-dependent protein catabolic process
Cellular component (GO): cytoplasm; nucleus
Molecular function (GO): ubiquitin protein ligase binding
Source: RefSeq, a predicted model, not a curated record